AGAUUUUCCUUUGUAGCAAACCGCAGCCUACUCCAUGGACCAUAGUACAUUACACCCAACUUCGUCAACCACGGCUUCUAGUCCAACUCUCUUCUUCUCCAUCAAAUCCAAAACCAUAUUAUAUUCUCUUAAUCUAUAAUUUUCCAUUUUUAAUUAGAGCAAAGUUGGAUUCAUUUGGUGGCAGACCUUGCUGGUGAAGCCAAAUUGUGUUUCCAAGUCGUUGGCCUUUCACUGUCUCCACUCUCUUAUCUGAAUCAACCUCUCACUGGUGGGACUCGUUGUUGUGACCCGGCGAGCGAUUCGUUCCUUUGACUCCUUUUGAAGCAACCCUUUGGCUUUCAUAAGCGAUUUCCUGUGAUGGGUUUUGGAUUUUUCUUUUUGAUUCCCUGUGAUCAGUUGCCACAACUGGGAACUGGGCUGUCCAAAUUGUAGUUUCUGUGUGGUAUGGUGUGUUUGGGGUUUGACAUGGUUGAGGUUGACUUUCAAAGGUUGGAACUUGAGAGGAGGGAAGUGAGGAUUUUGUUGAGAAUUUCAUGUGGGUGGUUGGUUUUUUUGUUGUUUCUGAGUCCUGUGGCGGGUUUGAGACCCUUAAGGGAUAAAACCAAUUCCUGGGGUGAUGAGUGGGUUUUUACGAGAAAAGACGAAAGUGACUUAGGUCCAUUUUCACAAUGGAACAUAACUGGAACUUACAGAGGGACUUGGAAGUUUUUAGAUACAACAAAUGGUUCUACAAGAUUUCCAGACAUCAGAAAAAUAAAUGGAAAUUCUGUAAUUGAAUUAGUUAGUGUGCCAACAAAGAUAACUGGUGUACAUUAUGUGCAGGGGGUAGUCAUAUUCCAUGAUGUAUUUGACAAUGAAUACAAUGUUGGUGGUGCUCAAAUCAGAGUAGAAGGUGUAUAUAUAUGGCCUUAUAGGCAGCUUCGAAUGGUAGCCAACAGUGGUAAAGAUGGGGGACUAAAUCCGGAGGGAGAAUAUAUUUUGUCAAAUCCAUAUCAUCUGCUUGGAGUUUUCUCAUCUCAAGUAUUCCAAGAAUCUUCACGACAAAAGAUGUGGAGAAGGAAACAUUCUCCAUUGCACGGAAUGGAGAAACAUUGCAAUGUAGAAAUAGCUGCACAGGUUUCACGCCUGUCAUUGUCAAAACAUGAAGGGGAGCGUGAUUCUUUUCAGCUAGUAGGGUUAGUGGAGAGUCCGUCUGUGGACGAUGAUGGGGACUGCUUCUCGCCUUUACAGUUAAAUGCAACUUCUAUUAACAUUGAAGUCUACUAUAAUAAAGCAGUGAACUAUACCUUGAUGGUUACUUUUAUCUCAUUUUUGCAAGUUCUUCUUUUAAUUCGGCAAAUGGAGCAUAGCAACACCCAAUCUGGGGCUGCUAAGGUUUCAAUAUUAACGAUUGGUCAGCAAGCUAUAGUAGAUGCUUAUCUUUGCCUUAUACAUUUGACUGCCGGAAUACUAGUUGAAUCCUUGUUUAAUGCUUUUGCGACUGCUGCAUUUUUCAAGUUUGUGGUGUUCUCAAUAUUUGAGAUGAGAUAUCUCCUUGCCAUCUGGAAAGCAAGUAGGCCUUUGAGCAACGGUGAAGGUUGGGAAGCAAUGAGGCGUGAACUAUCAGUUUUAUACAGCCGAUUCUAUGGAAUCCUACUGGGAGGCAUACUGCUCAUGUAUGAAUUCCACAAUCAUUUGAGACUUAUUCUUCUUCUUGUAUACUCCUUUUGGAUACCUCAGAUAAUCACCAAUGUUGUUCGUGACUCACGCAAGCCAUUGCAUCCUCAUUAUAUAUUAGGCAUAACUAUUACUCGGCUAGCAAUCCCAUUAUAUAUUUUUGGUUGUCCUGACAACUUCUUGCGUAUAGAACCAGAUCAGAGCUGGUGUGUUUGUUUGGCUAUAUUUGUUGGACUUCAAGCUGCAAUUCUCUUGCUUCAGCACUAUUUUGGGUCUUUGUGGUUCAUUCCUCGUCAGUUUCUACCUGAAAAAUACUGCUAUUAUAGGAGGUUUACUCAUGAUACAAAUCACUCCACAGACUGUGUUAUAUGCAUGACAGCUAUUGGUCUUUCUCCACGAUCAAAUGAUUGCAUGGUGACCCCUUGUGAUCAUUUCUUCCACUCUGGUUGUUUGCAAAGAUGGAUGGAUAUAAAGAUGGAGUGCCCAACAUGCCGACGCCCUCUUCCACCUGCCUGAAGAGGUUUCCACUGUUCAUAUCAAUAGGAUCAACUCACACUGCCCAACUACAUAAUUUUGGUUGGGAUAGAAUCCUUAUUGCGUACGUAAAAUUUCUACUUCAGUACAAGACCGAAAUACACUUCUCACAAUUGUAUCAUGCAUCAUUGAUAUAAUUUUAGUUUUUUUUUUCUUUCAGUGUUUAUGUAUCAAUAAUGUUGUACAUUAGAAAUUCAAUAUGAUGUUCUUUUGACUUC
Molecule: messenger RNA, 2408 nt
Organism: Vigna umbellata (rice bean)
Lineage: Eukaryota; Viridiplantae; Streptophyta; Magnoliopsida; Fabales; Fabaceae
Product: transmembrane E3 ubiquitin-protein ligase FLY2-like
Biological process (GO): proteasome-mediated ubiquitin-dependent protein catabolic process
Cellular component (GO): endomembrane system
Molecular function (GO): zinc ion binding; ubiquitin protein ligase activity
Source: RefSeq, a predicted model, not a curated record